Molecule: messenger RNA, 2233 nt
Organism: Odocoileus virginianus texanus
Lineage: Eukaryota; Metazoa; Chordata; Mammalia; Artiodactyla; Cervidae
Source: RefSeq, a predicted model, not a curated record
GUGUCCUCUCGCAGCCAGCCUUCCUCUCAGUCCAGUACGGUGGCCGACCGGAGCCAGACGCUGGGGAUGAAUGAAGGAUCAACAGUGAUAAUGACCGAGUGUACAAGCCUUCAGUUUGUCAGUCCUUUUGCUUUUGAGGCAAUGCAGAAGGUGGAUGUUGUUCGUUUGGCAUCUUUAAGUGAUCCAGAAUUGAGACUUCUCCUGCCCUGCUUGGUGCGGAUGGCACUUUGUGCACCUGCUGACCAGAGCCAGAGCUGGGCCCAGGAUAAAAAACUUAUCCUUCGUCUUCUCUCUGGAGUGGAAGCUGUCAAUUCUAUUGUUGCAUUGCUGUCUGUGGACUUUCAUGCUUUAGAACAGGAUGCCAGCAAAGAGCAACAGCUUAGGCAUAAACUUGGAGGAGGCAGUGGAGAGAGCAUCCUGGUCUCACAGCUUCAGCAUGGACUGACUUUAGAGUUUGAACACAGCGAUUCACCUCGUCGACUGCGUCUUGUGCUUAGUGAACUGUUGGCAAUUAUGAACAAGGUAUCUGAGUCCAGUGGAGAAUUUUUUUUUAAAUCAUCUGAGCUAUUUGAGAGUCCAGUCUACUUGGAGGAAGCUGCAGAUGUACUUUGUAUUUUACAAGCAGAGCUCCCUUCCCUGCUUCCCAUAGUUGAUGUAGCUGAAGCCUUGCUCCAUGUUAGAAACGGCGCCUGGUUCUUGUGUCUGUUGGUGGCCAAUGUUCCUGAUAGUUUUAAUGAAGUUUGUAGGGGCCUGAUCAAAAAUGGAGAACGACAAGAUGAAGAGAGUCUUGGAGGAAGGCGGAGGACGGAUGCUUUACGCUUCUUAUGUAAAAUGAAUCCUUCUCAGGCCCUGAAGGUCCGAGGCAUGGUGGUGGAAGAAUGUCACUUGCCAGGUCUUGGAGUGGCUUUGACAUUGGAUCAUACUAAAAAUGAAGCCAGUGAAGAUGGAGUGAGUGACUUGGUUUGUUUUGUUAGUGGUUUGCUUCUUGGAACAAAUGCAAAAGUCCGGACCUGGUUUGGAACUUUUAUCCGAAAUGGACAGCAGAGAAAAAGAGAGACCAGUAGUUCUGUCCUUUGGCAAAUGAGAAGGCAGCUUCUUCUGGAGUUGAUGGGCAUUCUUCCCACAGUAAGAAGUACCCGCAUUGUGGAAGAAGCUGAUGUGGAGAUGGAGCCCAAUGUGUCUGUGUAUUCGGGGCUGAAAGAAGAGCAUGUUGUGAAAGCCAGUGCACUCUUACGUCUGUACUGUGCUUUGAUGGGGAUCGCUGGACUCAAACCAACUGAGGAAGAAGCUGAGCAAUUACUGCAGUUGAUGACAAGCCGUCCUCCUGCGACACCAGCUGGGGUUCGCUUUGUUUCACUCUCCUUUUGUAUGCUGCUGGCCUUUUCUACCCUUGUCAGUACUCCUGAACAGGAGCAGCUGAUGGUAGUGUGGCUAAGCUGGAUGAUCAAAGAAGAAGCUUACUUUGAAAGUACUUCAGGCGUCUCUGCUUCUUUUGGGGAGAUGUUAUUAUUGGUCGCUAUGUACUUUCAUAGCAACCAGCUCAGUGCUAUCAUUGAUUUGGUCUGUUCCACUUUGGGAAUGAAGAUUGUAAUUAAGCCAAGCUCCUUGAGCAGGAUGAAGACUGUCUUCACACAGGAAAUUUUUACUGAGCAGGUUGUCACAGCUCAUGCAGUUCGAGUCCCUGUCACCAGCAACCUGAGUGCCAACAUUACUGGAUUUUUGCCUAUUCAUUGCAUUUACCAGCUUCUGAGGAGUCGUUCCUUCACCAAACACAAAGUAUCAAUAAAAGACUGGAUUUAUAGACAGCUCUGUGAAACCUCCAUUCCACUCCAUCCUCAAUUACUUCCUCUGAUUGACGUGUACAUAAAUUCUAUACUUACUCCUGCAUCUAAAUCUAAUCCAGAAGCCACAAAUCAGCCGGUCACAGAACAGGAGAUACUCAAUAUUUUUCAAGGAGUCAUUGGGGGUGACAACAUCCGCCUUAAUCAGCGUUUCAGUAUCACAGCACAGCUCUUGGUGCUUUAUUAUAUUCUGUCUUAUGAAGAAGCUCUCCUAGCAAACACCAAGACUUUAGCUGCCAUGCAAAGAAAACCCAAAUCAUAUUCAUCUUCUUUAAUGGAUCAAAUUCCUAUCAAAUUCCUUAUUCGACAGGCUCAAGGACUUCAGCAGGAGUUGGGAGGUAUUUGUUUUGUUUGCUUUUUACUGGUAAUGUUUAUUGGUAAAAAAUACCUAC